AUGCUGAAAAACUUAACAAGUAGCUUGCUCAUUGCAAUGCUUACCUCAAGACAGCGUCGUGCCUUACAAACUCAGUUCAACAAAUCUGGCAACCUGCCGCCAUGGGCACUCGAAUACGAAGACGGUGAAGAGCUGGGAUCGGAGUUCGUCGAGUGGGCAAAGAAAGUUAAAGAGGAAACAUACGAGGAGAACAUUGACGGCCACAUCGGCGUGAGCAGCGACGAAGAAGGUGGUGAUGAGGAAGACAACAGCCACAGUGGCCACACGUCCACCAACCCCGAAGAUGAAGGCAAGACGGCCCCGAAGACAGGGACCUUCACGAAUAUUACAGUCGAUGUGGACGACGGCCACUGGUCUGCCGGCGAAGCCAUCGACGAUGACGACGAGGCCGACAGUUACGACGAUGAAGACGAGGAUGAUGUCUUUGAUGAAUUGAAUGGCGAUAACAAGGCGGGUCCUGGCGGACCCGCCACUUCGAACGCCAUUGUGGCCAGUGGCGACCCAACUGAUGGCGAAUCGCUCUGUGACGCGUCAGAUAAAGAGAACCACCGGCCCGACGAGAAUACCAACAGUUCCGCUUUCAACGACGACAGCGACGUGGGUGGCUAUCUGUCCGACGCAGAGAAUAUGCAAGUGUCCAUACCUCCCCCUGCUUGCCGAACUUACAUCAAACCCGGUAACGAAGAAGCAUAUAUUGACGGUAUCGACUAUCAAGCGCGGCAAAAGCAGACGACCCGUUCACCGCUAUCCAUGCUCGUUGGGCAGGUCAACACACCAAACAUAGAUAACGCCGAGGAGGUCGUCACCUCCGAGGAAGCACACAUCCCUACCAACGACCUCGAAACAGACAACAACGCACCUGUAGACGCGGCCUCCGACAGUGGCUACUCCGCCGGAACAGACGACGUCGGGAAUGCGUCCGACAGUGCCAGCACCGACACAGAAGAUCGUCUUGCGGCCAUCGCUUCCUCGAUGCAUCGGUCCUUCCAGACUCGUAUGAAAAUGCUGCAGCUCAUGUCACAGCAUUGCCUAGGCCGAGCGGGCGCUGACCAGAAGCGUAAGAGAGACGAGGAUGACGAGGAUGAAGGUUUCGACCAUCUUCCGCCAGGGUCGAGGCAGCGCAAGAUAACCAAGAGGGAGUGUGGAGAGGAGUCAUUGGAGUAAGGAAAAACAAAAAAAAUUGCGUUGGGUAGGAGCGAUGGUGGACCAGGAGAAUGAUCAAGGUAGUCUCGCAUAGUAGAGUGUCGACGGAGUCUGGAAUGUGGAUCCCGUACAACGAAGUUUUGUCUUUGUGAUGCAAUGUAUUUCAGCCUAUCGAGUCAGAAGAGUUUGCUCUGACUGCCUACGAUAGAAUAAUGUCGAAAACGGAACAGACGCACCUCUGUCCAAGCGUGUGACUCUCGUCGUGUCACCUUCGUUGGGCCGCCCCGCUUCUCGUCGGUCUAUUCACAGAUGGUAGCGACAACGCAACAGACCUCCGGAAGCUACAAGAGGACAAGUUUUUCUUUACAGGAGCACCAGAUGGC
This is a messenger RNA of Phanerochaete carnosa HHB-10118-sp, 1526 nucleotides long. RefSeq lists its product as uncharacterized. The record is from RefSeq and is a predicted model, not a curated record. NCBI's taxonomy places the organism in Eukaryota, Fungi, Basidiomycota, Agaricomycetes, Polyporales, Phanerochaetaceae. The transcript is spliced from 6 exons. Bases 1 to 1164 code for a protein of 387 amino acids.